Molecule: messenger RNA, 2901 nt
Organism: Trifolium pratense (red clover)
Lineage: Eukaryota; Viridiplantae; Streptophyta; Magnoliopsida; Fabales; Fabaceae
Product: 65-kDa microtubule-associated protein 3-like
Exons: 14
Coding region: 259-2571 (770 amino acids)
Biological process (GO): microtubule cytoskeleton organization
Cellular component (GO): cytoplasm; spindle
Molecular function (GO): microtubule binding
Source: RefSeq, a predicted model, not a curated record
GAGAUCGAGCGCUCUACAAUCCCAACGGUCACCCUUUUUUCCUUUCAUCAAUUAAAAUUGAAACGGCUCUCUCUCUCUCUCUCUCUCUCUCUCUCUCUCUCUCUCUCUCUCUCAUCAAUUCAAACUUGAAAAAUUCAAAAUCACUUAUCCUCAUUUUCUCUGCAAAAUUUAAGUGAUUCCAAACUCAACUAUUACUAUCCCUAACAUCAAUUCACCGAUCUCCCUCUAACCUCUCUGUUCAGAUUCCGGUGAUUCAAAAUGUCUACUCCUCAAAAGGAUCCACUUUCGCAAGCUGAAACAACGUGCGGAUCACUUCUCUAUGAACUUCAGAUAAUAUGGGACGAAGUUGGUGAGGCUGAGCCUGACAGAGACAGAAUGCUGUUUGAGCUUGAACAAGAGUGUCUUGAAGUGUACAGAAGGAAGGUAGAUCAGGCAAAUCGGUCUAGAGCUACACUAAGGCAGGCGAUCGCUGAUUGUGAGGCAGAACUUGCAGCCAUCUGUUCUGCAAUGGGAGAGCGACCAGUACACAUUAGACAGUCUGAUCAAAAUGCUGGAAGCCUAAAGGAAGAGCAUGCACGAAUUCUUCCAUAUUUGGAGGAGAUGAAAAAGCAGAAGUUUGAGCGCAGAAAUCAAUUUAUGGAAGUUCAAGAGCAGAUUCAAAACAUCUCAAUUGAGAUUUAUGGUCCCAAAGAGUAUGUUCCUACCAUUGUAGAUGAAACUGAUUUAUCCCUGAGAAAACUUGAAGAAUUACACAGACAACUAAAUGCACUUCAAAGUGAAAAGAGUGAUCGCCUAAAGAAGGUUCAGGAGCACCUGUACACAUUAAAUUCUCUUUGUUCAGUGCUCGGGUUUGACUUUAUGCAGACAGUCCUGGGAAUUCAUCCCAGUUUGGGAGACAUAGAAGGACCUACGAGUGUUAGCAAUGAUACAAUUCAGCAACUCGCUGUUGCUACACAACAACUACGAGAAAUUAAAUUACAGAGAAUGCAGAAGCUCCAAGAUCUUGCAACAACAAUGCUGGAGCUCUGGAACUUGAUGGAUACACCUAUUGAAGAGCAACAAAUGUUUCAGAAUGUUACAUGUAAUAUAGCUGCAUCAGAAGAUGAAAUAACUGAACCAAACACCUUGUCCGCCGACUUUAUCAAUUGUGUGGAGGUGGAAGUAUCUAGGUUAGAAGAAUUAAAAUCCAGCAAAAUGAAGGAGCUUGUACUAAAGAAGAGAACAGAGCUGGAGGAGAUUUGUCGAAAAACUCAUUUGGUUCCAGAAACAGAUGGUGCAAUCGAAUAUGCUGUUGAAGCUAUAGAAUCUGGAGCUGUGGACCCUGCUUGUGUGCUCGAACAGUUUGAGCGUCAGGUUGCCCAAGUUAAAGAGGAAGCUUUGGGUCGAAAAGACAUUCUUGAAAAGGUUGAAAAAUGGCUGGCAGCAUGUGAUGAAGAGUCUUGGCUUGAGGAAUACAACAGGGAUGAUAAUCGAUAUAAUGCUGGAAGAGGCGCUCAUCUUACUCUCAAGCGAGCUGAGAAAGCUCGUGGGUUGGUUAACAAAAUUCCAGCAAUGGUAGAUGUGUUGACUUCAAAAACUAUAGCAUGGGAAAAGGAAAGAGGCGUCGAGUUCACAUAUGAUGGUAUUCGUCUACUCUCAAUGAUUGAAGAAUACAAUAUAUUACGGGAAGAGAAAGAACAAGAACGCCGCAGGCAGCGGGACCUGAAGAAGCUUCAGGGACAAAUGAUAGCGGAACAGGAGGCACUAUAUGGAUCAAAACCAAGCCCUUCCAAGCCCCAAAGUGGAAAGAAGGGAUCUAGGAUGUCAACCGGAGGUGCAGCUAGUAGAAGAGUCUCUCUUGGAGGAGCAAUGCUUCAGACUCCAAAACCUGAUUCAAAAGCUACUAAUUCACGUGCCAUGAGAAAGACUGACAAAGUGCAUCAAUUUGAGCAACAAAGUUACUUGGAUGAUGGUGCUUCCUGUAUAUCAUCAGGUAGUAGAAGAGUCUCUCUUGGUGGAGCAAUGCUUCAGACUCCAAAACCUGAUUCAAAAGCUACUAAUUCACGUGCCACGAGAAAGACUGACAAAGUGCUUCAAUUUGAGCAACAAAGUUACUUGGAUGAUGGUGCUUCCUGUUUAUCACCAGCUCGAAGAGGACUGGAUAUUGCUGCCAUUCCUGUACAAAAACAUUCACUUGGUGCUGCUAGUGCUCAAGGCAUGGAAUCCCCUCUGACAAGACAACCUUUUGCUUCCAUCUCAUCUAAUGUAUCGUCAAAAGCAAAUGUGGCAAAUGCUGCAAAUGAACCUGGCACACAGAAAACACUGCCCUUCACUAGUCCCUGCAAGGCAAUGACUGCGACUGAUUUAGAGAAUAUAACUCCAAAGGCCAUGCCUAUUCCUAUCCCUGCAACACCUUCAACCGUAUCAGUUCCUAUGAGUAUGGCUUUGACUCCUGUUCCUUCAUCAGUUUUGAUGAAUAAGGCCAUGGCUCCAGUUCCCUCGUCAACUCCUUUUGGAUGUGACAUGACUCCAGUUCAAGAGAUUGAAUAUUCCUUCGAGGAAAGAAGACUGGCUCAUUAUAUGUUAGCAUGAUUAUUUUGGUUUUCUAAGAGAUUAUGUAACCUGUGAUGCAUAAUCCAUAAGUCAAUUGUAAUUGGCUAUGAGACUUAUACUUGUGAUGGAUAAUCAUAAGUCAAUUGUAAUUGGCUUCCUGAUUGUGUACAUUGCGAGCAGCAAACGUAGACUAGGAUGUGGAACAAACCUAUUAACGAGAUUUUAGUGGUCUAAUGCGAUUUAAUUUUCAUCAUUUCUUUCUGAUUGUUUCAUCUGGAAAAUCGCCUUUGCUGUAUCGGAUCCACCUAUAUGAAGGAUAUUCUUAUUACUGUUUUGAAUGAAUUUGAAAUAUUUCAUCAUGGAUUUGAA